CGUGACUCAAGGCGGAAAUGGCGACGCGAGGGGCGUGAGGAGCCGAGCCGAGCCUAGCGUGGGCUACUGAAAAACGCGAGAGAAAAAAAAGCUGCUUGUAAGGGCAGCUGCGUACUGAACACCACGCUCAGCUCAGCUUUCGCUUGAGACGCCGUCGCGUCGAUGGCCAGGCUGUGACGCAGAGUGGCCUCCUCAAUCCUAGGAUCAUGGAUGAUGCCGUGGCCGCAAAGAAGAGGAGCUCCACCAAGGCGGCAGGCGUUCGCUUCUCGGAGGAAGCCCCGCUGACCGGCGCCCCGUCCCACGUCCGCUUCGACGACAAGCUGCACGACUCUGUCGUCAUGGUGACGGCGGAGGAUGACGGCAGCUUCCUGGUGAAGUUGGGCUUCCUGAAGGCGCAACACCGCUACGAAAUCGCCUUCACCCUGCCCGAGGUCCCGGCCCUCGGAAAAGACGUGUGUCUGGCGCCCACGCCGAGCCCCCACCUCCGCGUGGUCGAUGUCUCACCUGCUCCUGAAGAAGGCCUGAAGGUGACGUGCGAGUACAUGGCUCAGCAGGAGGGCGUGCUGUGCGAGCAGGUGCAACUGUUGAGCGAGGCCAAUGAUGACGUCUGCGUCACGGUCAAAGUUCACGCCAGAGUCAUGGACCGUCAUCACGGCACGCCCAUGUUGCUGGAGGGCGUCCGCUGCAUCGGCGUCGAGCUGGAGUACGACUCGGAACAGAGCGACUGGCAGGGCUUCGACUGACUUUCUCCUGAUCGGCCGGCCGGCCGGCCUCCCUCUUCUUGCCACCUUUGUCCAACGUGCCCUUGUGUUUGCGCCAUUUGGCCACGUGAGGGCAGCAGUGAUCCAUCAUUUUGUCAUGGGAACAAAUCUGCACGUUAGUGACGAACAUUCAACCGCCUUUGGGGUUUUUUUUCUGGAUGUAUUGUAAACCCGACCGGUCUAUCCGAAAUAUUACACCUUGUAACAAUAUAAAACGUUUCCCAGGUGC
Messenger RNA from Hippocampus zosterae (dwarf seahorse), 990 nucleotides. RefSeq names its product adipose secreted signaling protein (gene adisspb). The record is from RefSeq and is a predicted model, not a curated record. Bases 207 to 743 code for a protein of 178 amino acids. The transcript has 6 exons. Lineage: Eukaryota; Metazoa; Chordata; Actinopteri; Syngnathiformes; Syngnathidae.